AUGCCUAGGUCAAGACGCCGAAGAGAUUUUCUACGACCGCAAGCUUCACGCGUCGAAAAGCAUCGCCGCUCUCGAAAUGCCCGCCCAGCUUGGUUCGCCAGGCUCAAACGAAUCAUCACCACCAGGGAAAUCCGAGUUGAAGAUUACGAUGAAGACAUUUCCGAGUUGGAAGAGAGUACUGAUGACGAGUCGGAUCACGGUGAUGGCUCCGAUGGGUCCCUUUACUCGCAACUCAAAGAGGAACGUGAGGAACGAAAAUUCGAAUUGGAGCAGCUUGAUGAUCAGAAAACGGAAAUGCUGAAUUGCCAUAAGGCGAAAGAAGCCGAGGUCCACGCCGCAUAUCGAGGGUUCAAAAAGGCUCGCAGAAAGGCCAAGAAGAAUGGCAGCACGAUCUCGAUAGACUCAAUUCUUGGUCAGGAAUUUGAACUGUUUUCUUCUGAUUAUGUUGAAGAAUUUGGCAUGCAGGGUAGCCGAACGGCGAGAAAAAGAGUCAGCUUCUACUCUCGAGAAUUCAUCAAGUCGGGAACGGAAAAUGUUGAGGUGGAAGGAAAAAAGAUGGUCAUUGGCGAUGUUUACCUCGAUUCAGAAGUCAAUACUGAACUCGAAUCAUUUCCGCUGCCCACUCGUGCCCGACGGAAGAACCUGAACGUCGACUGUACUUGUGGUGAUGGCUCUUUGCGCUUUAAGUUCUUCGGGAAUGGAUAUCUGAUGUUGAGCAUUCCCCGGAGUCUGAUUCGUGGUGAUGCAGAGAUCUUAAAAUCUGAUGCACCAGAAUUCGUUCCAUUUGUCGGCACCUUGAUAGAUCCCAAGAAGGAGAAGAGGAAGCGAAUUGAGGCCGCGGUGAGGAUAGAGAGCAUGAGAUCUUUCUCUCCAAAGAAGAAUUGGUUUAAUAUGAACCAUCCGAUGGGGGCGUCUGGUGGGUUUUGGUGAGGUUGAUCCGCCUCUGAAUGCUUCAGUUUCCGAGGUCGUCAUGCUUUCGAUGAUAGAGAAAUUGGGAUCUAUGAAGUAG
Hymenoscyphus albidus is the source of this 1009-nucleotide messenger RNA. NCBI's taxonomy places the organism in Eukaryota, Fungi, Ascomycota, Leotiomycetes, Helotiales, Helotiaceae. The record is from the annotation of a GenBank genome assembly.